Messenger RNA from Brachypodium distachyon (stiff brome), 2052 nucleotides. Its product is annotated as putative G3BP-like protein. Gene Ontology annotation, molecular function: mRNA binding. The transcript is spliced from 10 exons. NCBI's taxonomy places the organism in Eukaryota, Viridiplantae, Streptophyta, Magnoliopsida, Poales, Poaceae. The record is from RefSeq and is a predicted model, not a curated record. Bases 337 to 1812 code for a protein of 491 amino acids. Gene Ontology annotation, cellular component: cytosol; ribonucleoprotein complex.
CUUCCCUCCCCUGGCCCAUCUCGCUGCCCCGACGGCCCAACCCCGUUACUCGUCUUCCUCCUCGAGCGAGCGCCGCCACCCCCUCACUCACCGUCCCGCUGCCGAGCGCCCCAGCCCCUCGCUCCGUCGCUCGUCUUCCUCCUCGUGCGAGCGCCUCCACCGCAGCAAUGGCAGCGCAAGCAGGAACCCCAGCUACUCCUCUUUUAAGUCCCCAAGUAGUAGAUCGGUUCUGUAUUUGUUGAGCAAUAUUAUCGCAUUCAACACGCAACACCAGAUCAGGUGCAUAAGUUUUACCAAGACAUAAGUAGGAUUGGCCGAGCAGGUUCUGAUGGAGCUAUGGGAUAUGUAACAACAUUGCCUGAGAUCAACAAAAAAAUUAUGUCUAUGGAUUUCAGUCAAUACUUAACAGAGAUAGAGACUGCCGAUUCAGUGUUAUCCCACAAUGGUGGUGUGCUCAUUGUUGUUACUGGAUCGUUAACGUCUUCUGACGUUUGUCAAAGAUUUACACAGUCAUUUUUCCUUGCGCCACAAGAAAGUGGUGGCUAUUUUGUUCUCAACGAUAUAUUGAGAUUCAUAUCGGCAAGGAGUGAAGGAAAUGGAAGAAAUCAGAAGGCUGGAUCUGUUACUGAAUCAGUAGCAGAUCCUACUCCAGCUGUUAUGGUGGAGCAUAUGAUCCCUGACAGUGUGGUAGUGGAGAGUAAUGUUGCAGAUGGGGAAGUUCUGAAACCUGCUGUUAGUGGCCCAGCUGUUGAAAACAACCAUGGUGUUAGUGGCCCAGCUGUUGAAAACAACUGCGGUGUUAGUGGCCCAGUUGCUGAAAACAACCGCAGUGUUAGUGGCCCAGCUGUUGAAAAUAACCCCACUGUUAAUGGCACAACGGUUGAAAAUAAUGUUAGUGUUGAGUCACCUGUGAAAUUUACAAAAAAAGAGGAUCCUAAAAAGACCCGUAUUGCUGCUUCUACCCCUCCACCAAACCAGAUGGAUGUUACCAAGAAGACUUACGCAUCGAUUGUGAAGUUCACGAAGGAGGGCCCACCAAUUCCAUUUGCCAAACCGAAACCACCUCCUAAACCUGUGACGAAACCUCUGACCAAGGCUGUUGAAGCUUCAGAUAAACCUUCUGUAAAAGCUCUGCAGGUUGCUGAAAUCACUCAAGAUGACAUGAAUGUUACCAAAAACAGCACUUCUCAUGAUGGACAAGGCUAUUCGAUUUUCAUCAAGGGCUUGCCUUUCAAUUCUGCUGUUGAAAUGGUUGAGGAAGAGUUUAAGAGAUUUGGUGGAAUCAAGCCAGGUGGCAUCCAAGUUAGGAACAAUAAGUUUGAUCGGUUCUGCUUUGGAUUUGUUGAAUUUGAAUCCCAGCAAUCUAUGCAAGCAGCAAUUAAGGCAUCUCCGAUUUAUAUUAAUGAGAACAAAAUAAGUGUUGAGGAGAAACGAACCGCUACACGUGUUGUGAAUGGCGUUGUCACGAAUGCUAGCAGAGGUGGCCGUUUUCAGUCUGGCAGGGCUGCCCACCGUGGGGAUAAUUUCAGAGGACAGGGAGGUGGCUACGUGAACAAUGGAAACUAUCAGGGUGGUGAUAACUUCAGGAGGAAGGACGGCGAUAACUUCAACCGGAGGGAUGACAGCGAUAACUUCAACAGGCCGAACGAAUUCCGAAACCGCAAUGAGUUUACUGGUCGUGGACGAGGACCGCUCCAUGGGAAUGGCUAUCAUCACAAUGGGAAUGGCUUUCAUCAGCCACGGCCGUUGCAGAACGAGAAUGGGAGAUACACCCGUGUCAACGUCCCAAAGCAAACAUCGGUUGCUGCAUAGAGGCCCUCUCUAGAGGAGCGUUGUUUCUGACGACAGCAGGGAAUUACUUGUUACCGUUUGCUAGAAUUUGGUAGCACUGGUCGUUUGUGGUGGUGAAUUUUGUUGAUGGUUAACGUCAAUUAUUGGUUGGUGGUGAUGCGAACAUCGAACUAUGUCGAUCUUUACUGGAAAAGCGUAUCAUUCAUGUUUAUCUGUCUUUCUCGGAAAUUAUCGUAUGGAGCUGAAAAAACAUUUCUUAUA